Eleginops maclovinus (Patagonian blennie) is the source of this 2514-nucleotide messenger RNA. Its product is annotated as aflatoxin B1 aldehyde reductase member 2-like. The transcript is spliced from 7 exons. The record is from RefSeq and is a predicted model, not a curated record. Gene Ontology annotation, molecular function: oxidoreductase activity. The coding region runs from base 654 to 1694 and encodes 346 amino acids. Lineage: Eukaryota; Metazoa; Chordata; Actinopteri; Perciformes; Eleginopidae.
CACAUUGCGUUGCAUCUUGGGUAAUUUGAGUAUGAGUAGUAAGCUUGUCAUGCAUACUCAACAUUAUGGCGAAUCUAGUAUGCCAUCCGGGAACUUCUUGCCUACUCAAACUUGCAUACUUCGAACACAGCCAAGAUCUAUAUGGUUCAAGUACCGGAUUGUUUGAGCCAGUCGUUGGCGUAAUGAGUAACAUUCAUGGUUGAGCUAUAUAUUGCCCAAAUGUACGGGUUCGAAUCCCGUUGCUGGAGUGUGAAUAUUGUUUAUUUUCAUUUUUAUUUUUUGGCCAGCGUAUUUUGUGUUGUUGUCUAUAGGUGAUCUCGACAUGUGCAUUUGACAUGAACUGGUGAUGUUAACGUAUUUUCGCGGAGGUUUUCUCCGUUGUCUGGUCACACGUCAGACACACAAGUUACGUGAAAAUGACGAACCGGGCAACCACAACAUCUGGCGGCAAAGGUAAAGAAACGCCACCAGUUGAACCGGAAUCCAGUUAAACUGGAACACCGGCCCUGGGCAUAGGCAUGUGAUCAUAUAUAAAUGAUCCCAUACCUACAGCACCACACCCAUACUAAUAACCUGAAGACGUUGUGCACUUUGGCAGCGGUACUCUAUUAAAGACGUGAAUUUGCAGAGAUUUUGGGCUCGUCGGUCUUAACAUGUCGUCUCAAAGUAAGCGGCCUGUUUCCGUAUUGGGAACUAACGCUUUCGGUAGUAGAGCCGAUGCGGAGCAGAGUCUGGAGAUGGUGAAGACUUUCCUGGAUAGGGGACACGUGCUGCUGGACACAGCUAUCAUGUACGCAGACGGGAAGGCAGAGACGUUUAUAGGGAGCAUGAACCUUCCUAAAACAGUAAGCAUAGCUACCAAGGCUGACCCAUGGAAUGGGAAGACUCUGAAGCCGGACAGUGUGUGCUCCCAGCUGGAAAGCUCCCUUCAGAGGCUGCAGACAGAAUGUGUGGAUCUUUUUUACCUCCAUAUCCCUGAUUGUCAAAACCCCAUCCAGGAUACACUUAAGGCCUGCAAUGAACUCCACAAAGAGGGAAGGUUCAAGGAGCUUGGCCUGUCAAACUAUGCUUCCUGGGAAGUGGCUGAAAUUGUCAGCCUCUGCAGACACAACAACUGGAUUGUUCCCACAGUGUAUCAGGGGAUGUACAAUGCCACUACAAGACAAGUUGAGACCGAGUUGCUGCCAUGUCUGAGAUACUACGGAAUGAGGUUCUACGCAUACAAUCCUCUAGCAGGUGGCCUUCUGACAGGAAAGUACAAUAACCUAGACAAAGAUGGUCCUCUGCCUGAAGGACGAUUCUCUGGUGACAUCUGGGCUGCAGCAUACAGGAACAGAUACUUGAAGCAGUGUCAGUUUGAGGCAAUACAUCUGGUUAUUGAGGCGUUGGAGACAGUGUACGGCUCAGAGAAACCCACCAUGACAUCUGCUGCUUUGCGCUGGAUGUACCAUCACUCCCAACUUAAGGGUGAUCUUGGUGAUGGAGUGAUCAUUGGCAUGUCAAGUAUAGAUCAACUUCAGCAAAACUUGGCUGCUGCAGAGGAGGGUCCUCUGGAUGAGAGAGUGGUCACCACCUUUAACGAUGCCUGGAAUCUCGUAGCCCACGAGUGUCCAAACUACUUCCGCUCAAGACACAAAAUCUGUCCACCAAUCGAGCAGUCUUCGAGGGGUAGAGAUACACAGCAUGUUGUCUGAAUUAGAUCAAGCACCAGACAUAGCAAUGUUAAUGUCAAUACCAUGGAAACUGAAACACCAAAAUAAUUAUUUUUAUGUUUAUUUCUGGAACCAAAUACAUGAAUUCUCCAAUUGAUUUAGUUAUUUUUUAGUGCAAAUUCCCAAACAUAAGGUCUAAUUAAUGAAAUUAACAAAACAGACACAAAGUGGCAGUUGACCAUCCUGCCCUGUUGGCAAUCCAUGCAUUGAAUCCAAUAAUCCUUUAGGUACAUAAGCUACAAUUUGAAAUAGCACUACCAAAAAUAAUGGAAUUAACUCCCAGAUGUCUGCAAACUUUCCGUUAACCACAAAGGCACAUUUUUGUCAUAAUAAACAAAUAGAUCAACUUUAACUACAGAAACCAUAGCCACCAUGGACCCUAGAGGUAGUUUGUAUGGCAAUUACAUGGUGUUAAUUUGAUCACAACUCAUUUUGUCACCUCAAUAACAAAUUGCCUUUCAAAAAGGCAUACAAACAAAUACUUUGACAAAUAACAGGUUAAGCCACAUUCUAUGAAUGUCUGUUUCUUAUGUCAUUCGAAUAACCUCUAACUGUGUUUUUUUUCUUUGUUUGUGUUAAUGCUGAUUGCUUUGGUAUCAGGUUCUUUCACUUAAUUUUUAAGACAAAUUGUAAUUGUUUGUCUGAACUAGUUAAUCCUUUAUUUCUUUUGUGUAUCUGUUUUAGCUUUUCUUUCAUAGCUUUAUGUUGGUAUUGUAUGCUAUUUCUAUUGCGGAUCCUUCAAUAAACAAUAAACAAUAAAAUGAGUGGUUCUUUAGUCAGGAUACACUCUAAUUCAUAUGAA